Molecule: messenger RNA, 1943 nt
Organism: Quercus robur (English oak)
Lineage: Eukaryota; Viridiplantae; Streptophyta; Magnoliopsida; Fagales; Fagaceae
Product: katanin p60 ATPase-containing subunit A1
Exons: 7
Coding region: 136-1698 (520 amino acids)
Biological process (GO): microtubule severing
Cellular component (GO): microtubule cytoskeleton
Molecular function (GO): ATP binding; microtubule binding; ATP hydrolysis activity
Source: RefSeq, a predicted model, not a curated record
GCCACACUGCUACAUCAACCUCUUCACUCACUGACAAAAAAAAAUCUAAGAGAGAGAGAAAUUUCUUCUUCUUCUUCUCCGAAUUGAAAUUUGAAACCCUAAUUCUUCGAAUUGAGAGAGAGAGAGAGAGAGAAUAUGGGAGGAGCAUCGCUGGGUGGGAUGCAGGAGCAUUUGAAAUUAGCGAGGGAGUAUGCUCUGGAAGGACUCUACGACACCUCCAUUAUCUUCUUCGAUGGCGCCAUUGCUCAGAUCAACAAACACCUAAACACUCUUGAUGACCCUUUAAUUCGUGCAAAAUGGAUGAAUGUAAAGAAAGCCAUUUCUGAGGAAACAGAAGUUGUAAAGCAAUUGGAUGUGGAGAGAAAGGCAUUCAAGGAUGGUCCUGUUUCCAGACGCCCUUCUUCACCACCCAUAAAUACUAAAUCUUCAUUUGUUUUUCAACCGCUAGAUGAGUACCCAACUUCCUCAGGUGCUCCAUUUGAUGAUCCUGAUGUAUGGCGGCCACCUACUCGGGAUACUUCAAGUAGACGGCCAGCAAGGGCUGGUCAAAUGGGCAUGAGGAAGUCACCACAAGACGCGACUUGGGCUCGUGGUUCUACUAGAACAAAUACAACUGGCCGUGGUGCAAAGACUGGUGCUUCAAGCAGGGUUAACUCAGGUGUCCGAUCAUCAACUACUGGAAAGAAAGGCACUGGUUCUGGGAAGUCUAGCAAGGCUGAUUCCGCGAAUAGUGAUGCUGAAGAUGGAAAGUCAAAGAAGGGACAAUAUGAGGGGCCUGAUGCUGACUUGGCUGCAAUGCUUGAAAGGGACGUAUUGGAAACCAGUCCUGGAGUGAGAUGGGAUGAUGUUGCAGGGCUGAGUGAAGCAAAAAGACUACUAGAAGAAGCUGUUGUGCUUCCUCUGUGGAUGCCUGAAUAUUUCCAGGGAAUUAGGAGACCCUGGAAAGGUGUUCUCAUGUUUGGUCCUCCUGGAACUGGGAAGACACUGCUAGCUAAGGCAGUUGCUACUGAGUGUGGUACUACAUUUUUCAAUGUUUCCUCAGCUACAUUAGCUUCAAAAUGGCGUGGGGAGAGUGAGCGCAUGGUGCGGUGCUUGUUUGAUCUUGCAAGAGCGUAUGCGCCAAGUACUAUUUUCAUUGAUGAGAUUGAUUCUCUCUGCAAUUCCCGAGGGGCAUCAGGGGAGCAUGAAUCAUCCAGAAGGGUGAAGUCUGAACUUCUAGUUCAGGUAGAUGGCGUAAAUAAUAGUUCCACAAGUGAAGAUGGUACCCGUAAAAUAGUGAUGGUUUUGGCAGCUACUAACUUUCCAUGGGACAUAGAUGAGGCUUUGAGGAGACGGCUGGAAAAGCGUAUUUAUAUUCCUCUUCCAAGUUUUGAGAGUCGUAAGGAGCUUAUCCGGAUCAAUUUGAAAACUGUAGAGGUGGCCCCUGAUGUAGAUAUUGAUGAUGUUGCUCGCCGAACGGAGGGGUACAGUGGAGAUGAUCUGACAAACGUUUGCCGGGAUGCUUCCUUGAAUGGCAUGAGACGUAAAAUAGCCGGAAAGACACGUGAUGAGAUUAAGAACAUGCCCAAGGAUGAGAUUUCGAAGGAUCCUAUUGCCAUGUGCGACUUCGAGGAAGCCAUAAAGAAGGUCCAACGCAGUGUUUCGGCAUCUGAUAUUGAAAAGCAUGAGAAGUGGUUUUCAGAGUUUGGAUCAGCAUAAAGAUCAUGCCAUACUGAAGCUAAUAGAUUAGGUGUUUUUUUUCCUAACUAGUCGGUUUGCGUGGUCUGUGUCCUCUAAUUGUUCCUUCAUAUUUUUCAUUUAUUUUUCGUGCAGCCGAUUAAAUUCAAACCCCAGGUGUUGGAACUUGGAAGUGUAACCUAUUGUUGUGCUAUUUUGUAUCUGUAAUCACUCAUGUAAUGUAACUUGGUCAUGAUUGCACAUCCCUUGUUGAUCUACUUCACUUA